Molecule: messenger RNA, 753 nt
Organism: Drosophila erecta
Lineage: Eukaryota; Metazoa; Arthropoda; Insecta; Diptera; Drosophilidae
Exons: 2
Coding region: 4-486 (160 amino acids)
Source: RefSeq, a predicted model, not a curated record
UAUAUGCUGGUUCAAAAUUUGCAAAAUAUGUACUUAACGAGGCCGAAUUACACGACUCCAUAUAAAAGCCAAUGCAUUGGCUGUGGCGCCGAAGUACCAGUAAGUUCCAUUCUGGGCUGUCAUUUCAAAGUUCCUCAAAACAAGGAUCUGGACAAACCGCAUUCGUGUGGCUUGCAGGACUUUACUGCAGCAAGCUCGACCUCCUCCAAAAGAGCCAGUUCCCAUCAACAUCAUCGUCAACUAAGAAAGCACAGGAAUGGAUCUCGAAGAAGGCUCAUCAAUUACUUUAAAUGGACUCCAUCAUGUACGCAGAAACGAGCCAAUCCAGAUGUAACGAAACUGCUUCAACCGAAACGAAAAUCGGCGAAGUCUUCGGAGCCUUUUUACAAGGCUGUCAUUUUGAGGGAGAUGAUUAGGUUGGGAAGACAACCCAAUCGAAAAUUCGAAAGGGCUGCAAGAAAAGCUAAUAGUCUCCAAGAAUGGUGAUACUCUGCCGCAGUAGGCAAAUGCCGUACGCUGUUGGAACUGCAGAAGCAUUCAAGCCUUGUUUCAUAAAGAUGCAAGAAGUCUCAGAAUUAAAAUAUUAAGUUCGACUUAAGUUCGAUUGCUUCGAACCAAUUGAAACAGGAACAUCUAGCCAUAACUUUUCAGAAGGGCCAAUGGAAAUUUAAGUCCUUCGUCAGUAUUCAACGCCAACUUUAUGUGCAGUGAGCAUUUCAGACUGCAACGGCUUGGAGGACUCGUAUAAAUAAA